AUGAAGCUGAAAUUAAACUUCGCGAAAAAGAAAAGAGGGUUUGACCUCUCCAUAAUCGAAGGUUGCAAAUCCCUCUUUGGGAAACUAUUCGGAAGCGGUGUUGACAAAUAUUUUAAAAUAGUUAACCUUGCAAUAAUUACAAUAUUCGUCACAGUUUUGAAUUAUAUAUACGCCUUUGAUACAAAAUAUGGAAAGAGGAAGAACAAAAACUUGCUCUACAUGUACUACGGAUUUUUAGUAUGUCUGGUGGGGUUCGCCAUCAGCAUUAACUGGAUAUACUUUGAGUAUGUCAAGAAUAAGAAGAAGAAAGGCUCCCCCUUGGAAGUUAAAAGUAAGAUAUGA
Plasmodium inui San Antonio 1 is the source of this 342-nucleotide messenger RNA. RefSeq lists its product as hypothetical. The transcript is spliced from 2 exons. Lineage: Eukaryota; Apicomplexa; Aconoidasida; Haemosporida; Plasmodiidae. The record is from RefSeq and is a predicted model, not a curated record. The coding region runs from base 1 to 342 and encodes 113 amino acids.